AUGGCUGGCUCUCGCUUUGCAUACGUCAGAAACUUUGAGCUUCCUGAUCCUCUAUUGCCUGGGACGUACAUGGUCUUCCGACUAGACGGACAUUCCUUUCAUCGGUUCUCCGAUGAACAUAAAUUCACGAAGCCGAAUGACGACCGCGCUCUGAAGCUCAUGGACCAUGCUGCUCGAGCCGUUAUGGACGCAUAUCCAGACAUUGUACUUGGAUUCGGAGAGUCUGACGAAUACAGCUUCCUCCUCCGUAAAUCGACCCAGCUGUACAAUCGCCGGCAUGCCAAAAUAGUCACCACACUCACGUCCUACUUCACCUCCUCCUACGUCUUCCACUGGAGAGACUACUUCCCAGAUCUGCAGUUGAGGUAUCCGCCGAGCUUUGAUGGCAGGAUCGUGCUUUAUCCUUCGGAGAGGGAGGUGAAGGACUAUUUUGCGUGGAGGCAGGUCGAUACACAUAUCAAUAAUCUGUAUAACACGGCUUUCUGGGCACUCGUGCAGCAAGGAGAAAUGUCGACGAAGGAGGCUCACGCCACACUCAGUAAAACUGUAUCGAGCGAAAAACACGAGAUCAUGCACUCGAGAUUCGGGAUCAACUAUAACGAAGUAAAUAUGAGGUUCAGAAAAGGAAGCGUGCUCGUCAGGGAGGAGGUCACUGAACCGGUCAUUGAAGACCCUGUCCCGUCAUUGCCGACGGAUACACCUGAAGUGACCGAAGCGAUGGAAGCUCCUGCAAACGUUGGUGCUACUUCUGGUACUGAAGUUGAGACGCCACAAAACUCCAACUCCAAUCCCUCGCCACCGAAAGAGAAGAAGAAGUCAAAAGCGAAAGCCGCAAAGGAGAAGGAGAAAAAGACGGAGGUUGUGCUGCGGCAUUGUGAUGUCAUCAAGGACGAGUUUUGGGAGGAGAGGCGGUAUUUGUUGGAGGGAUGAUCGAUGAGAGACUGAGUACCUGAGGUUGGGUGGUCCGAACUAUGAAGUCUGCAAUUAUGUACUAGGCUUGGGCUUCGGUGUGGUCGAUAUUGAUAGAAUUAUUCUGGAGUAUUUCCCUCCUUGAGAUCAACAAAUCUGACGCCGCUAGAAUGUGGGAUAUAAUCAUUCUUCAUUCCUUUUUCCCUCUGGGGACAGUCUCGAAGUACGGUGCGCGCACUCAUGUAGUCAUUACUCGUCAAAGACCUCUCCGGAGGUCGACGAGGGUCUCAGACGCCAUCGUGUCAGCCACAAAAUCGCGUCAACAUCACAGAUAUCAAUAGUCCAGCUCUUCUACCUCACGUCCGUCCGCAUGCUCCACUCGAAUACCAAAAGCUCUCAAACGACGCAACGCCCCAACAAAUCUACGGCGAGGGACCCCUCUCACCCUCGCAAACAAAUCCUCCGGCGAAUCUUCAAACAAACUCUCAUCAGAGUCGAGUUCCUCGGAUGAGACGUCAGGCCACGUCUCUGGUGAGUGGAAGUGAGGCAUUCCAUCGCGCCAGAUGAGGGGUAGACGAUCCUCGACUUCGUUCCUUAAGAGCCGGAUGAACCGGAUGGACGUGCUCUGAAUUUCCGGGGCGGCGAACCAGCACAGGACUUUCCCGAGUUCUACCCAGCCCUGUGGUUCCUCGUCGUACCGCAGGGCAAGAUGCUUGACGGUAAUCGGAAGAUGGCGAAUGAUACAGAGCCGAUGGUCAUUCAAGGCGUCGGGGUCGUAGACUAAGGCAAACAUGUCUCCAGUGGUUAUAAUGAGGCGUGAAAGGAGCGGACAGUGCUGACCGAGCACCUGGAGGGAUGAGGAGGGAGGGUCCUGGGUAUACAGGACAAUGCUACCGGUGAGAUAGAUGGUCGUGAUUAGCGGGCCCUGCAGUUCAAGAAAGCGUCUGGUCUUCGGCUCGGCUAGUAAGAUGUCACCGCAUGCUAUGAAAGCGGUCGUCAGGGAUGGACAAGGCGGCCGUGACGGAGCGCGCAAGGAGAGGUUUGAAGCGCAUUGGCAGGGCUCUUCACUGCGUGCCGGAGUAAGUAAUGGGCAUGAUUGUAAAGAGAGCGCCAAUGAACUGGACCUCGCGUCGCAGAGCCAACACGACCCUGUCCGCCAAAUGUCCAUACCAGGACUGAUCGUCCGUAUGUGCGGAAAGAUUCGAAAGAAAUCACGGGCGUCGACAUUGUCCAGUCGUAAAAUGUUGGAUCUUCCGGGAACACAUUCGAAUCGACGCAAUGAGUGUCCGCAGGUAAAACCGAUUCUUUCCCAGAAUUCGAGCGGACGACGCAUCCACUCUGGUGGAUGAUCGUCAUUGAACGGGUCCGGCGUGAUUUUCCAAAGCAAGGCAAUCUCGAGGAUUUGGAGAUUUGGGAGGUGCUCGAAUAGUUUCUCUAUGCUGGAAAGCACAUCUUCCCACCCUUCUCCAGGCCAUGGCAGGUCUUUCAUGGCGAGGUCCAGACGUAAGACGGACGAUCCCAGGGAUCGCGGCGUUGACCCCGGGACCGGACCAUCAGGUGAAAGUGCUAGCUUGUGAGCGAGAUCCUCCAAGUGGCGACACUUCUGGAUAUGUAGGUGCUGGUAUGAUCGUGUUCCGAAGAGCUGGUGCCAACGCUUGCAGACGAGCUUGAUAUGCAAGCCAACUACAUUGGCCGUCCUCACGGCGGGAUUCUGAGUCGUGCUGGUGUUCCAAGGUACAUUUUCAUGAGCGGAAGAUAUUGACCUUCUGGCUGGUCUCCGAGUCGGGCCGAAGCUCAAAGGAGUGUUUCCGUAGGCGGUAGAUGGUUGGAAUGGAUCAUCGUACUCGAAGUCCAGAGCUCCCGGGACAAGGGUGGCGAAAUCGAAGACGCGCAACCAUAGCUCAUUUGGAAGGUCAGUGAACACGGUCGUUCUCGGGGAAGGAUCACUGUCUUGCAUAUCUUGCUGCCUUCGUUCAGGCACUAGUACUCAGACUGAUUGUUCGAUGUUGUCUUGAUUUGUUGUUCCCUACUAGUAUCUUCUGCACCGUACGAAUGAGACGUGCUCGAGACCAAACUUGCAGUAUUGAAUUUCCGAUGUGACUGGUGCAGUCAAGGAGCAGUGGUAACAAAGACUAGUCAAAAGGUAGAUCCGUAGGACGAAAAAGAUGAUCGCCUUUCUCAGAGAUAGGAUAGCAAAGGAAGUCGCAGUGGGUCGACGUAG
Stereum hirsutum FP-91666 SS1 is the source of this 3130-nucleotide messenger RNA. RefSeq names its product tRNAHis guanylyltransferase. The coding region runs from base 1 to 930 and encodes 309 amino acids. The transcript is spliced from 9 exons. Gene Ontology annotation, molecular function: magnesium ion binding; tRNA guanylyltransferase activity. NCBI's taxonomy places the organism in Eukaryota, Fungi, Basidiomycota, Agaricomycetes, Russulales, Stereaceae. Gene Ontology annotation, biological process: tRNA modification. The record is from RefSeq and is a predicted model, not a curated record.